Trichogramma pretiosum is the source of this 2739-nucleotide messenger RNA. RefSeq names its product TPPP family protein CG45057-like (gene ringer). Gene Ontology annotation, biological process: microtubule polymerization; microtubule bundle formation; positive regulation of protein polymerization. The record is from RefSeq and is a predicted model, not a curated record. Bases 637 to 1281 code for a protein of 214 amino acids. Gene Ontology annotation, cellular component: microtubule. Gene Ontology annotation, molecular function: tubulin binding. The transcript has 4 exons. NCBI's taxonomy places the organism in Eukaryota, Metazoa, Arthropoda, Insecta, Hymenoptera, Trichogrammatidae.
GCGAGCGAGAGCUGGUGUGUAGCAGCAGCAGCUCACGCGCAAGGCGGUCCGCGCGCUCCACACAGAUCGAUAGAGGACUUGCGCGUUGUAUGGAAGCAGCUGCAACAGCAACAGCAGCACCCGCAAGUCUCUCGCGACGGUCCGCAAAGUUCAUAACACACCGUGUACACACACACACUGUAUAUACGGGGAGCACUAGUUCUCGAGACAACAUCAUCUCUCUCAGCCAUCAGCAGCAGCAGCAGCAGCAGAUAACAGCGAGGGGGGAAGUUCUCUGCGAUCUACAUGUGAAGUGUUCAAAGUGUCGAUCGCUUCGCGGCUCUGUGCCCGUACAUAAACUCUUUUCCCUCCUCUCUGGUAUACAUAAUAUGCAAAGCGACGUCAUUGGCACAUAUAUCAGUUCUUUCCUCCAGGCCGAUUAGUUCAUCGCGUACACAUACGUACGCAGUGUGUUUAAUCGUGCAUCGGAGUGCGUGUGCGUGUGUGUAUAUAAACCGCGUGUGCGUGCGUGUUCGGUGCUGCAUAAUAUUAUAUGCAUAUACUGGAUCCUCGCGGCCAAGGAACUUGACCGACUUCGCUUAUAUAUAGCCUGCACGCACUAUAAAAAUAACCGGUGCUCUCUUUAUAAUACGUAUCAUGGCGCAAAACGGCGGAAGCGCGGAUGCAGCCGCGGCGGUGAAAAAUCUCAGCGGCAACGUGGCCAAUCUCAAGGUGAGCGAGGCCGAGCAGAAGCGCUCCAAUAGCGCCAGUCCCGCGCCGGGCAACAACGACAAUAGCAGCAACAACAGCAACGGCAGCGGCGGUUCCUUUAUCGCAAGUUUCAAGGCCUUCUCGAAAUUCGGAGACACCAAGAGCGACGGAAAACACAUUACUCUGAGCCAGAGCGACAAGUGGAUGAAGCAGGCCAAGGUCAUCGACGGCAAGACCAUCACGACGACCGAUACCGGCAUCUUCUUCAAGAAACAAAAAGCUAUGAAGCUGAGCAUCGAGCAGUACAAAGCUUUCCUCGAGGAAUUAGCCAAGAGCAAGAAAAUGGAGGUGGCCGACAUCAAGAGCAAACUGGCCAAUUGCGGACCGCCCGGCGUCACCGGACCAUCGGUCAACACCAAGGCCAUGUCGGCGGUCGAGAGGCUCACGGACGUGUCCAAGUACACGGGCUCGCACAAGCAGCGCUUCGACGAGACGGGCAAGGGCCGCGGCAUCGCCGGCCGCAAGGACGUCGUCGACAAGUCCGGCUACGUGCAGGGCUACCAGAACAAGGACAGCUACAAGGGACAGUAAAUCUAAUUGCUACUCGCCCUACGAUCCGCAUUAUUAUUGUAACAGAUCAUCAAUUUUUAUCAUCCGUUUUACAUGUUUAUUGUGUAGAGCCGGAGCAGCUAUCUCAAGCGCAUAUCACACGAUUGAGCGUCACGACUGUGGCGAUGUAUAAUCUGCGCCGAAGAAAAAAAAAAUCAGUGCAGGUCCCAGAAAAUGAUACGCUUUAUUUGCACCCUAUACGUUUACCUCUAUUGUAUUGUAUCGUCGUGCGCAUCGGAUUUAUAUUAUCAUCGAUCGUCGUUUACGCACACAUUGUAAUGACAUUAUAAUAAUUAUAAUUAUUAUACGGAAUCGUACAUGUUGAACAAAAAAAAAGAAAGAGAUUUUUAUGUAUACACACGUAUAUUUACAUCCUAUAUAUUAUUGUAUAGAAUAUAUAACAAAAAAAAAAUACAUGUCAUCGUUGCAUUUCUAAAUCGAUAUAGGCGAGAGAACAAAAAAAAUUAUUUAUUGUAUAGAACAAUCGAUUAUGCGUAUAAUAUAACGUAUCGUCAAAGUCGUUCGCGCAAUCUCAAACUGUGUUAAUAUUUAUAAUAUCGAUGUGAUUGAUUUGACAGAAGUUAGCAGCGAAAAUGACACCGAUUUGUUCUGCUCAUUCUAAAUCAAAAUCAAAUUCAAAAAAUGAGAAGUCGGUGCAUUUUCACUUCGCGCAGCUUUGUGUUUGCAGCCGCGUUUCAACCACAUAUGAAUACAUUGCAAUACCGAUUAAUUAUAAUGAAAAAAUGAACAUUUUAAAUUUUAUAUAGACAUUUAGACGUUCCCCGUUUUCAUCUGUAAUUUUAUAUUAUAACAUAGUUAUCAUGUAGCAUUGCUCCUAUAUGAUUCGUUGAACCAAAAAUUGUUGUAGUCUAUUAUUAACUCAAUACGUUAUUUUGUUGUGACUGUUUUGUAACAUAUGUGUGAACAAUUGACUCGAAAUUAUCUUCCGCCAUAUAUAUUCAUAAAAAUAAAACAGCGAGGUACUGAAUUUUUUAAUAACAAGUGCUUUUUCACUGCUGCAGAACGAACAAAAUUUUAGUAAAUAUGUCUUUUCUCUAAUGUUGAUUAAAUUCAUAGAUUCGAGUCAUAGAAAAGAAAGACUUGAAAAAACAAACACAAUCAAAUGUGUUCAAUUGACUUAUCCAUUACUCAGGUAAACUUUGUAUUUUAUUUCAAUAAUGACAAUUUCGGUAAGUUCUUUAUCCAUGGAAAAACAUUUUUAAUAUGAAUAUAGAGAAUUUAGAAUUUCGAUGCAUAUGUACAACUUUUGAAAAAUGUCAACAAUAAACUGCACAACAAACUUGAAAACUUAAGCUUUGAGUUUUAAAGCUCGGUCUAACUAGUAUUUUUCAAUUGUUUAGCUUGACUUUACUACGUACUUUUGCAUACUUUUACAUGCGACGUUUAAUGUAACUUGGACGUUUAAAAAAUAUGCUAAAG